GUGCUACGUUCGUGGUAGCUACCCACAUCAGCCCUACCUCGUAAAGUGAAUGGAUAGCUGCGUGUUGUGACUAGAGUGCCAAGCAUUUGGGGACUAUUACCCUGAAGGUGUGUGUGCUUUUUUCUCUGUCGAUCCACCUAAAUACAAAGCGUUGUAGUGCAGUAGCGAUACACAGCUCUCAACUCACUGAUAAUUGAGUCAUAUCGACACAGUAACCAGCUACAGCUAACGGUGGCUAACGUUACUCCCGCUUUCAGUUUCUACUCCAGCUAGCAUAGAGUCGAUCACUGUGACAACACACUGCUGGUGUUGUCUGCCGUGUUCCUUAACUGUAUAUAUUACGAUAUAAUCGGUAUCAGUGUUCAGAAAUGUAAACGCUUCUACCGGCAACUGCUUUUCUGUCGGCUGAGACUAGCAAGGAUCGCUAAGGUCUUUUUUAGCUGUCCGGCUGCAUCCUAAUGCUAGCUAGUUACCUGCGAACAAGCAGCUAAGCAUGUAAGCUAACUUGACAAUAACACAGCGUCUUGCAGUGCUUGAUCUCUAUUUGUAAAGUUUUUUCCAGACUCUGCCAUGACAAACUGAACAGCUUUCAAGCAUCCUUACGGUCCUGUUGGCCUCCCAGCCCGCAGAGGCCAGGGCUGAAUCCACCAACAGUGUGAGAAGACACCACUUUAAAUGGGAUACAACGCUGGCUGUAGAGGAUAUCAGUUAUCUCCAGGAAAACGCUUUGUAGCCCCGUACUAGUGUAUCAAUGGAUGAGGAAGCUGAGAGCCCUCUCCCUGGCACAGAGCCUGUGGAAGAAGAUUUGGAAGAGAGCAAGAGCGAGGGAGACACCACAUCUGAAGCAACCCCAGCACCCUCAGACCCUCUAAAUACUAAAGAAGACCUGAGCCCUGAUCCUCUAAAGGAAAUGCAAGCAGAAGUCAAAGAGGAGGCUAAAGCUACUGGUGGUGAACCUCCUGUUGACUGGUUUGAACCACUUGAGGAUGAUGAUGAUGCCAAUAGUAGGAAUGAUCCAGAGGAAGAUAGCCUGGCAGGAGAAAGUGAAAGGAGUGAGAGCAUUGCAGGCAGUGAGAAGACCUCCAAAAGGACAUAUAAGCUUAAGAUGCCUCGGCGUAAGCGAUCACAUCCUGACGAGGGAUGGAUUGAGUGGUCUGUACUCGGAGAGGGCUGGAAACGCAAAGAGGUUGUUCGACGCUCAGGCUCCAGUAUCGGCCAGAAGGAUGUGUAUUACCUAAGUCCACGGGGUGAUCGAGUGAGAAGCAGAGUAGAACUGACCUCAGUGCUGGAGGGAAUACUGGACUUGUCAAACUUUGAAUACAAGACGGGCAAGUUCCUCAAAGGUGAAGCGCCACCCAUAAGAGUUCGACACAGAGUGAAGAGAAAGGUCCGGGAGCGUUCUUCAUCAGAGUCCAGUUGGAUGGAGAGAGGAGAAGGCGCAGACACUCCGGACUCCCACCACAGACUCACCCCAAACCUUGCACCCAAAAAUGCCUUGUCCAACCAGACGAGUGUGUCCUCGAAUAGUGUAGCGGGAACUCCAAAUCCACGUUAUCGCACUGAGGAUCCUCCCACGGAAGAUAAAAUUAAACUGCCUUUUCCCUCGUCGUCCAAACCACUUCCACUUCCGUCCAUAAAUGGAGAAAUUGGGUCAGAAGACAGCACUCUGGUCUGUGCCAGAUGUGGUAUUUCCUUCACAGGAACUUGGUACGACAAACAAAGAAAGAGGCCCUGCUGUCCCACCUGUUGGGCAUCAAAGAGUAAGGAGCAUCCGAUGAUUCGUUUCAGAAAGUGGAUUCCUUGUGGUCAGUGUGUGGGAUGUCACAACACAAUCAAUUGUGGACAGUGUGCCAACUGUAAACAUGGACUACAGAGCCCAGAGUCCCGGAGACGAAUUUGCCGGAAACGCAAAUGUAUAUGUCCUAUUCGGAAGCAAGGUACUGGUAGUGGAAGCUUCAUGCCGCAGAGGCCUUACAAUGACACUCCUGAAACGUUUGACGACAGUAUGAGUUACCAGAGUGAAGUUACAGACUCACAGCACCCAAGUCUUAAAAGCAGCGAUACGGAGAACUUCUCGCACAACGUGGACGUAGAAGAUGACGAAGACAUGUCAACUGAUGACGAUGAUGAUUGGCACAAGAAGCGGAAACGUCGUUCUUGUGGCGAAUGCAAGGCCUGUCUCUGCAGGAAAGACUGCGGCACGUGUGAUUUCUGCAUAGACAAACCCAAAUUCGGAGGCAGCAACAAGAAGAGGCAGAAGUGUCGUCUCCGUCAGUGUCAGAGACAGGCGAUGAGACAUUUGUUGCCUUUCCAGAUGGGACAAAGUGACUACGGGCCAGAUGGUCAAGUGCUGCCGGGAAGACCCAGACCUCACUACACAUACAGCCGGAAGACAGGCUUAAAGAAAGGCAAGGGGUCACAAAUGGGCUUGGACUUCACUGACAAUGAAGAUGAAGACAGCAAUUUACCACCAAUGAACUGGAAUCCAGAGGCUGCGAGAGGCAGCAAACAGUCUUACGACGAGACUGUGAGAAACCACCAGUCAUCUAUGCAGCAGUUGAAUCAUUCAGAGUCUGGGGUGCGGAAUGGACUGUCUGACCGAGUCCCUCACAUCAGCAACCAUAACAGCUCUCAACUAGACCAGCAAAGCAGAUGGGAUGCACACACAGGCAGAGAUGGUCAAAAGCAACUUGAAGAAGAUGACGAAGAUGAAGAUGAGUUUCCAAUGAUUACACAGAUCUUCAGUUUAGCUGAUAACUCAGCUGGAGGUGGUGCAGACAUGGAAAACCAACUUACGAAGCUACUACAGUCUUUACGCUCCUCCGUUCUGCCAAUCCUAUGGUAUGCUAUAAUGGUGGAAGGCCCGCAGCUGCAGCUCAUCCAGUGUUCGAAGCAGUCCAACAUGACCGACACCAUGGUGCUGAUCGACCCGGGCUUCUUCUAUCAGGUCACCGUCCAGAAGCAGCCGCUGCUCCCCACCCACCCGUUGUACGACAGCUACCCAGCACGCCUAACCUCAGUGACGGAGGUAGUUAACCUGCUUUUGGGUCUGGAGAAUUACGCUGUGUGUCAGGGAAUGCCCCCCAAAGCGCCGUUAUUUCAUAAAGACCCUGUCAUACUGGAGCGGGCAUCGACAUGUGAUUUCUUGGUUAAGAAGAAUGUGAGCGUCUGUCAUAACUGCAGAGUGCUGCAGGGACUUUAGCUUCAGCAAAGACAGAAAUUUUUAAAAAAAAUUAUGACCACAGUGGAGACCACCGAUUUUCUGGUGCAAAUUUGUGCCAUUUUCUUCUUUUUGUUUUUCUUUUGGUGACAAUAUAUAUGACAUUUUACAGACUUACCUCCGGACUGUAAUAGUAUGACUUAUUAGAAGAAUCACCAAAGGCAUUCCAGGAGCUGUGACGUUAUAAUCCAGGUGUGUUUCUUCUCAGAUGUCUUUUAUUAUUGUAUGUUGGUCUAGGGCUUUUCUACUUGACUGUUACGUGUCAGAGUUUGGGCAGUGUGAUGAAUAGAGCUGUGUGAUCAGUGUGCUGUUGGUUGAUCCGCACUCUUACUUGAGGAAUAUCCCUCAUCGUUUUUAAAGGUUUGAGUGAUCUUUUCCCUUAAAUUUUGUUUCUCAUCCCCAAAUUAACCCACUGAUCUCUUCACCAGCAACACUGGCCAUUUUGAUGUUGUCAUUCUACCUUUGUAACUUGUAAUAUACCCAGUGGUGUUUGCCAGCAAACUAAAAACAAGAUAUAUUUGCAUCUUGCCCAGAUUUUCCAUUUUAUGUUAAAUUAUCACUAUACACUUUUUUCAGUGUUUGCUUGAUAUGUAGCAUUUUGGCAUUUUUUAAAAUGCUAUUCAUUUAGCAACAGUGUGAUUCCUCAUAGGAUUUACUAUUUUGCUUUGCAGUGCUGGACGAACACUCCAUAUUAUUUAUGUAGUUAAAAUAAUUGAUCAAGGAGUCAAUAAAAGAUGUUAUUUUUCCUUACACUCCAGUUUCAGUAGAUGGAAUACAACACUAUAGAGAGUACAGAGUAUUAAAAAAAACAUACUCACCCUUACAGGUAGUUUUAAUUUCUGAAAGUUUUCAAUACUGAAUAGGGCAGUAAAUAACACAGUACAUGUGUGCUCGCCGUCUUUGUUAUGACGGACCGAAAUAAUUAGACCAAAUAGCAUAAAGGUACACCAAGAUUCAACCAGAACUGGCUCACUAGGGGGGCAUUGUUCAAACAACAGCUGUUGCUACUAUAACUGGAGCUUUUCAAGAGAUCUGAGGUAGUGACUGCCAGACUACAUGGAAAACACUAAUAGGCUUCUGAAAUCCAAACAUCAGUAACAGUAACAGUAUCAUCAGUUCAGCAAAGAAUAAGUAUCUCUUAGUAUUUCUGAUGUUAUGCGAUGCACAUUUCGUGUUAUUUAUUUUUAAUAUAUUCAAAAAAAAUUCAAUGAUUUUUCAGAUUGCCAGUGCUAAAGCUAAAUUGCAUUCAAUUUGAGACAGUGUUGAUAUGAAAAAAAGGUUGGGAUAGUUUUUAAAUUACUACUAUUCUGCUGUAACUUUCAAAGAAUAAUUAUCAUAGAUUAAUAAGAUUCGCUACCCCCCAAAAAGAUGGACUGAAUUUAUAUUUGACAAUGCUUAGUAUACGCUUUUUACUUAGUCUGGACAAUUUUAAAUGAAAAUACAAGAAAGAGCUUCAAAUGUCACACGUUCAUCAAGACACUUGGCCUACGGCGAAUGUUUUCCACACAGCAAGAAGUUGGUUAUGAUUUUUAGAUUCAGCAUGUUGAAAGGUUACUUUACUGAGAGGAGAACUUUCCCUAAUAUGCUUACAGAAUGUAUUUUCCAAAAUGAUAUCCUCAAAUGAAAUUUGUGCCAAAGGUCCGUUUACUGAUGCCACACAUCAGUUUGAUAGAAUGCAUUAAGCCUUCUUAAGCAAUGACCUUCCAUUUUUGUUCUUGUCUAAUUAAACUUUAUGACAUAGAAUAUGAUUUAUUUUUGUUAUAUUUUCCUCAAGUAAUUGUGAAAAUAUUUUGAAUUUUUGGGAUCAGUGAAUUAUUCUUAAAACUGUUAUGUAGUCUUUGAAUUAAAAAACAUUUGAAGAACUCGCA
Amphiprion ocellaris (clown anemonefish) is the source of this 5088-nucleotide messenger RNA. It is a transcript of the gene mbd1b, whose product is annotated as methyl-CpG binding domain protein 1b. The transcript has 16 exons. The coding region runs from base 752 to 3202 and encodes 816 amino acids. Lineage: Eukaryota; Metazoa; Chordata; Actinopteri; Pomacentridae. The record is from RefSeq and is a predicted model, not a curated record. Gene Ontology annotation, molecular function: DNA binding; zinc ion binding.